UUUCUUGAAUUGAAGGAAGUGUGCAUGUUUCAUAGGUGAAAGAUAACUUCGAUUAUUUAUUUUCAGUUAAUUUCCUUUUCAUUAUUCGGUUUAUGACAGUCUAAGCCAGUCAGCGGCAUAUCGGUUAUGGCCACCACCGUGCCGGCGUUCUCAUAUGCGCCUUCCUUCGCUAUCAAACCUCCACACACCGACGCCAAUGCCUCCUCCUUUAUUCCACCCUCUUCUCUUUCUCAUCCUUCCUCCUUCUCUCCCCUCAGACGACGUCGUUUCACACGCGCCCCCGUUGUUGCCGCCCUUGCCCCUUCCAAGGGGACGCUAGGUAGUAUUAGAAAGAGUCUCAACGAUUUCAUGAGCUUGAACUACUGGGUUGUUCGUGAUUACUACCGCCUUGUUAGCUCUGUUAACUCCUUCGAGGCCCACAUUCAGAAACUCUCCGACGAACAGUUAACGGCCAAGACGGAGGAGUUUCGCAGGAGGCUCGGACGUGGCGAGACCCUUGGAGAUAUUCAAGCUGAGGCGUUUGCUGUUGUUCGUGAAGCUGCAUGGAGGAAGCUUGGGAUGCGCCAUUUUGAUGUUCAGAUUAUUGGUGGGGCAGUGCUGCAUGAUGGGUCAAUUGCCGAGAUGAAAACAGGGGAGGGGAAAACGUUGGUUUCCACGUUAGCAGCGUAUCUUAAUGCCCUCACUGGUGAGGGUGUUCAUGUGGUAACCGUCAAUGAUUAUUUAGCUCAGCGUGAUUCUGAAUGGAUGGGGAGUGUUCAUCGCUUCUUAGGUCUUUCUGUAGGCCUUAUUCAGAAGGGGAUGAAUGCUGCAGAGCGGAGAUCCAACUAUAGAUGUGAUAUAACAUAUACCAAUAACUCUGAACUUGGCUUUGAUUAUUUACGAGAUAAUCUUGCUGGAAAUAGGGAAGACCUUGUGAUGAGAUGGCCAAAACCAUUUCAUUUUGCAAUUGUUGAUGAAGUGGAUUCUGUCCUGAUAGAUGAAGGAAGAAAUCCUUUGUUAAUAAGCGGUGAGGCUAGUAAAGAUGCUGCACGAUAUCCUGUUGCUGCAAAAGUAGCUGAACUGCUUGUGCAGGGCACUCAUUAUAACGUGGAGCUUAAAAAUGAGUCAGUGGAGUUGACUGAGGAAGGAAUUGCUCUUGCUGAAAUGGCUCUUGAAACCAAUGACCUUUGGGAUGAAAAUGAUCCCUGGGCUAGGUUUGUGAUGAACGCUUUAAAAGCUAAAGAGUUCUAUCGACGAGAUGUAGAGUACAUAGUCCGAGAUGGGAAGGCUUUAAUUAUCAAUGAGCUGACAGGAAGAGUUGAAGAGAAACGGAGAUGGUCUGAGGGGAUUCACCAGGCUGUGGAGGCAAAGGAAGGUUUGAAGAUUCAGGCAGAUUCCGUUGUUGUGGCACAAAUCACUUACCAGUCAUUAUUCAAGCUCUAUCCAAAAUUGUCAGGAAUGACUGGGACUGCAAAAACAGAAGAGAGAGAAUUCUUAAAAAUGUUCCAGAUGCCAGUCAUUGAAGUGCCCACAAAUCUUCCUAAUAUUCGUAAAGAUCUUCCUAUUCAAGCUUUCGCCACUGCUCGUGGGAAAUGGGAGCAAGUUCGCCGAGAAGUUGAAUAUAUGUUUAGACAAGGCCGUCCUAUUUUAGUUGGGACAACUAGUGUAGAAAAUUCUGAACUUUUGGCUGGUCUGCUUUGGGAGUGGAAUAUUCCCCACAAUGUCCUGAAUGCUCGACCUAAGUAUGCUGCAAGAGAAGCUGAAAUUGUUGCACAGGCAGGACGCAAACAUGCCAUUACCAUCUCUACAAAUAUGGCAGGCAGGGGCACGGAUAUAAUCCUUGGAGGAAAUCCAAAAAUGCUUGCCAGAGAAAUUAUAGAGGAUAGCGUAAUUCAUUUAUUGACACAACAGGUUCCAAAUGUUGAACUUGCUAGUGAGACUGUUUCGCGACAGGUGCUUCCAAAGAUAAAGGUUGGAUCAUCAUCAAUGGCCUUCCUGGCUAAGGCAACCUUAAUGGCCAAAUAUGUCUCGAAAAGUGAGGGUAGAAACUGGACAUAUCAGAAGGCUAAAUCCUUGAUCACAGAGGCUAUUCAAUUUAGUCUGUCAUAUAGUUUUGAGGAGCUGGAGGAGCUUGCUAAUGAAGAUUCUGAAUUUUACCCUCUUGGUCCAACAGUAGCACUUGCCUAUGUGUCAGUUCUGAAGGAUUGUGAAGAGCACUGUUUGCAUGAAGGCUCUGAAGUUAAAAGGCUUGGUGGCCUUCAUGUAAUUGGUACAUCUUUACAUGAGUCCCGGAGAAUAGAUAACCAGCUCCGUGGCAGAGCAGGAAGGCAGGGAGAUCCAGGUUCAACGCGAUUUAUGGUUAGCUUGCAGGACGAGAUGUUUCAAAAGUUCAAUUUUGAUACGGAAUGGGCUGUCAGACUUAUAUCAAAGAUUACAAAUGAUGAGGAUAUGCCAAUUGAGGGUGAUGCCAUUGUGAAGCAGCUCUUGGGGUUGCAAAUCAAUGCAGAGAAGUUCUUCUUCAGCAUAAGAAAGAGCCUAGUUGAAUUUGAUGAAGUAUUGGAGGUGCAGCGAAAGCAUGUUUAUGAUCUAAGGCAGUUGAUCUUGACUGGAGAUGAUGAAAGCUGUUCCCAACACAUAUUCCAGUACAUGCAAGCAGUUGUGGAUGAGAUUGUCUUCGGUAACAUCAAUCCAAUGAAGCAUCCAUGUACCUGGAGUUUGAGUAAGCUCUUGAAAGAGUAUAUGACAAUUGGUGGAAAGCUGCUUCAUGAAUCUUUUGGAGGGAUCACCGAUGACUCUUUGUUAACCUCACUUGAGCAACUGAAUGAUGCGGGUUCCAUUGAUAUUGUCAACUUUUCCCUUCCAAAUCUGCCCACACCUCCAAAUGCGUUCAGGGGAAUCCGCAGGAAAAGCUCUUCAUUAAGACGUUGGCUUGUUAUUUGCUCUGAUGAUCUAAUCGAGAACGGGAAGUAUCGGACAACAUCUAAUCUCCUCCGCAAAUAUCUUGGAGAUUUUCUAAUUGCUUCAUAUCUAAAUGUUGUUGAAGAGUCUGGUUAUGAAGAUAAAUAUGUCAAGGAAAUUGAGAGAGCUGUUCUUUUGAAAACUCUUGAUUGCUUCUGGAGAGAUCACCUUGUAAACAUGAAUCGGCUCAGUUCUGCAGUGAAUAUAAGGAGCUUUGGGCACAGAAACCCUCUUGAAGAGUACAAAAUUGACGGUUGCCGUUUUUUCAUCUCAAUGCUUAGUGCAACAAGGAGGUUAACUGUAGAAGCGCUGUUACAGCAUUGGUCAUCUCCAAUGGAAUCACUUGAACUAUCUUGAUUAUAAAUGUACAUAAAAAGGUCCAAUUUUUACACAAUGUUAAUUUGAUGUUUCAAUCAGACUAAUAUUCUGAACAGUGUAGAUAUUGUAUUAAAGAACUCUGGCCACACCUUCUCCGGUAGCGUUAUCCGUAUUUCUGGUUUGUCAAAGGGACUGGGAUGUGACAUGGAGAUGCACUAUACAGGUUUGUCAUCAUGAGCAGCACACCCUAUCAUGGAGAUAAUGCAGUGCGGAAUCUGAUACAAGCUCCUAUUAUUUAGAGCCUGGGGAAUGAUUGACUUGAAUUUUUCCUUUUCAAAAUGCAGGGUAAUCACAGAGGGGAUCCUAUUUCGUACAGUUCUUGUGCUUUAAUAACAUGAUUUUUGUGGAUUUUUGAAGUUGAAGUUUUUAUAUGGUGCUUCCAAGAAGAUAUAUAUGGCAAGCGCUUUGCCAUAAACUCCAAGCAAAUUGAGAUAGUGCAUCAACCCAUUGUAAAUUGUAUCCUUUGGCAUUGUUAAAAAAUAUGUAAAAUAUGAAGCAGGAGUAAAUAAUUAUAUUAUAUUCAAUCUUUCAGUUUCUUGACAUUUUUGUCACCAAAAAAAAAAAGUUUAUUGACAUUUUAACAACACUUCUAGGAAUUUAUGUAGGAUAUGUAAAUUAAUAUUGAGGGCAUUCUAUCUUUCAGGUUUAUUGUAUCUUUAGAUUAGAGGUUAACUAUGUUAGUUUAUGAGGAUCAAACUAUGACAUAACACUGGGCUAUUAUAUUGGUAUUUCCAAUAUUUUACCAUCAUGUUUUGGCCAAGCCCUUUAUCCCAAAU
Molecule: messenger RNA, 4091 nt
Organism: Arachis stenosperma
Lineage: Eukaryota; Viridiplantae; Streptophyta; Magnoliopsida; Fabales; Fabaceae
Product: protein translocase subunit SECA2, chloroplastic
Exons: 31
Coding region: 127-3294 (1055 amino acids)
Biological process (GO): protein import; protein targeting
Cellular component (GO): chloroplast envelope; membrane
Molecular function (GO): ATP binding; ABC-type protein transporter activity
Source: RefSeq, a predicted model, not a curated record